UCAAUUAAAAAGCUUCUAAAACAAGUAAAAUCGUGCUACGCUGUGAACAGGAAAGCCUCAAAGCCUAUACAGGUAUAUUGAGUUGGAAUUUCUGCAUAUAUUAAUUAGUAUAAGAAAUUAAACAGUUGGAGAAGUAUUACUUGAGAGCUUACAGUAAGCCAGCCUGAUCACAAACCUUCGCUUGGCUGCCCUAAAAUUCGUGGGUGAGAUGCUUGGGCAAGUCGAAGAUCUGAGGAAAAUCGUGUCAAAAUGAUGUGGAAUCUGACCGUCUGGCUGUCGGAAAAACUGAUUAGCUAAUUCUCAGCAAAAUGGCAUUUUUAAGGAAAUUUCCUUAAACUGGGGAAAUUAAUGUCUACUGUUCAUCAACAAUAACUCGUAUAUUCAUCUCAGCUACAUUAGCCAUUUCCAAAAGUCCUGGGGCUAGUCGCGCGAAUCCCUUGUUGGAGGGACAAGAAAUAUGCCAGCACACAUUUAAAUUAAAAGUUCAAUGUAAAAAGGAGAUAUUUCAUUUUUGGUCGUGUAAAAAGUUGAUAUUUGAUAGUAGAUACAGUACUUCUACAUAUUUGACGCCUGUUUCCACAUAUUUUGUCCCUCCAAACGAUCCCAGAAUGCACUGUGAUCUCUUUUGGGAAAAGGCUAAUUGAAUUGAUUUAUCUGUAAUUUUGUCCCAGUGAAACAUGCGUGAUUUCGAUGCGCAGUCGACACCACGAACUGGCGUAAUUGUUAAAAUUAAAAGAAAAAUUAGUAAGAGUAGAGGAAAUGAUUUUUCUCUUUUUACCCACAUUAGCUAUACUUAACUGGUUUUGGAGGUAAUAUUCAAGCAAUUACGGAAGAAGUCUACAAAGAAUACAAAAAUUGGGAUGUAAGUUAAAACAGGUGAAAGUUCUCUGAAAUGUUUCGUUUGUUUAGGAGGAAAAACCGCGUUUCCCCCGCAUUGCCAUUGUCCGCUCACUUAAGUGUAAUUUCCCCUCUUAGUUUUCGUUCAGUUUAGUUUAGUUUUCCGGACUGUAAUUCCCACUCAGUUUUAGUUUAGUUUUCACGCCUUUAAUAUUUUUCCCCGCCUUUAAUUUUCACUCAGUUUAGUUUUGUUUUCCCGCCUUUAAUUUUCACUCCGUUUAGUUUACUUUUCCCGCCUUUUGUUUUCACUCCGUUAGUUUAAUUUUCCCGCCUUUAAUUUUCACUCAGUUUUAGUUUAGUUUUCCUGCCUUUAAUGUUCACUCAGUUUAGUUUAGUUUUCCUACCUUUAAUUUCCACUUCCGUUUAGUUUAGUUUUCCCACCUUUAAUUUUCUUUCAGUUUAGUUUAUACUUUUCCCACCUUUAGUUUUCACUCAGUUUAGUUUACUUUUCCCGCCUUUUGUUUUCAUUCAGUUUAGUUUCCCGCCUUUAAUUUUCACUCAGUUUAGUUUACUUUUCCCGCCUUUUGUUUUCACUCAGUUAGUUUAGUUUUCCCGCCUUUAAUUUUCACUCAGUUUUAGUUUAUACUUUUCCCACCUUUAAUUCUCUCUCUGUUUAGUUUAUACUUUUCCCGCCUUUUGUUUUCACUUAGUUAGUUUAGUUUUCCCGCCUUUGAUUUUCACUCAGUUAGUUUAGUUUUCCCGCCUUUAAUUUUCACUCAGUUUUAGUUUAUACUUUUCCCACCUUUAAUUUUCUCUCAGUUUAGUUUACUUUUCCCGCCUUUUGUUUUCACUCAGUUUAGUUUUCCCGCCUUGAUUUUCACUCAGUUUUGGUUUAGUUUUCCCACCUUUAAUUUUCUCUCAGUUAAGUUUACUUUUCCCGCCUUUUGUUUUCACUCCGUUUAGUUUAGAUUUCCCACCUUUAGUUUUCACUCAGUUUAGUUUAGUUUUCCCGCCCAUGGUUUUCACUCAGUUUAGUUUAACUUUCCUGCCUGUAGUUUUCGUGCAGUUUAGCUUAUAGUUUUCCCGCUUUUUUAGUUUUCAACUCAGUUUUAAUAGUUUCCCCGCUUUGAGUUUCGUAUAGUCUUGUGAUUCCGGCUUUAGUUUUCGCUCAAUUUAAUUAGACUGAUUCCAUUUCAUAGAUUCACAUUAAAAAUGAAGGAUACUUAGAUGUGUUCAAGAGAGACGAUAUUGUCUACCUUACAUCGGACUCGGAAAAUGUUUUGGAAGGUAUAAGGAAUUUCAAAUAGAUUUGAAUUGUUAGAAACGUUGGUGAAAUAUUUGAUAAAGGGAUAAAUGUUAGCCUAAAAGCUUUGGAACCGUUUCCACAAACAUAAUAUUUUAGAUGACUAUACCACUUCAACAAAUAACCUGUAUUGAUAUGCAACGAAACUACAUCAAUAAUUUUAAUUUUAUAAGUUGUUUUAUUUCUCAGAGAUUGACCUAUCAAAAGCUUACAUUAUUGGAGGUCUUGUAGAUCAUAAUCAUCACAAAGUAAGUAUAGGUUGAGGUUCUGCGUUGGAAAUUAUUACACAGUUUGCAUUUCAGGGGCUGGUUGUAUGAAAAGGUAGUUAAAGUCAACUACAGUUAGUGCGAAAGUUUGCCAAUCAAAAUCGCAUAUUUUAACAUUUAACUACAGAAUAGUGGUUAAAAGUAGUUAAGACUUUUAUGCAACCGGCCCCAGGGCAUCCACCCAAGUAAAAUAUAUUAGAUAUGUUUUGCUACUGUCUAUGGUUUAAGUAACAUGAUAUAGUCCCAUCUAUAAGUAUGCAUACCAUAAUGUCUAAUUAUUUUGUCUUGACAAUUUGUCAAAUUUGAGCAUGCAAGUUUUGUUUAGCCGAGGUUUACCUAUAAAGAGGUCUUCACACUUUCAAAAAAUUAAAUUAUUUUAGUAAAGUCUGUGUGUGUCAAAUGUCACUCGUCCUUUCCUCAACUUGUCUGUAAGAACAUGUUGACAGUUCGGCGAAAGCGUAUUAAUAUUUGUGUGUUAAUAUUUGUUAGGACCCCGUUAUUGCAGACUAUCUCUGUUGUCAGUUACUGCUUAUGUAUAUAUGACAUGUUUUUGUGUGGCGUUUUCGUACAAAUGUCCAAAUGUAUAAUUGUUUGUUGUGCAUGACAAUCUCAAUUUGACGAAUCGAUCAAUAUGACGAAUCUUGUAAAUAAAUAAAUUUUAAAAUACUAUUUGGAAAAUCCUCAUGAAGUCCAGCAGACACGCUGCAAUUAAGAAAUGGUAGUUAAAUAGUUCUAAAUUUUUUGAAGAUUUCGUCUAAAAGACCUAUUCAGCUUCCGCCAAAAACAUGUGGGAAAACAAUAUUUUUGCCAUUUUUAGGGAUUGUGUCAUAGGAUUGCAGUGGAAAAUCACGUGACUCAUGCACAGCUACCAAUAAAAAACUUCGUAAAGUUGCAGUCUAGAACUGUACUAACUGUUAAUCAUGGUGAGUACUAUACACUGUAUUAGUUUUUACUUGGUUUAUUACAUCAAAAGAUUCUCUUUGGAAAAAGACCGUUGCAGAUAAUUAACAAUGCUUUUCAAAAUAAAAUAAACCUCUGCGGUUAAGACACCCUGUUACAGCCAAGACAUCAACAUAUACCAUUCAGAAGCAAUGUCUGCCUAAAAAACGUCUUGUAACUUGGGCCUAAAUCUAAGUGAACAUUAUUAAUACCGAACAGCUCUAUCAAUCUUUCCAAUCUGUUUUCCCAAGGGGAAAGGGGUCCAGAAGGGUCAUAUCUUUUUUAUCGAGUUUCACUACAGGAGAAAACCAUAUAUAUAGUAUACCCAACGAAAACCUGUAGUGUUUGGUUAACACUCACUGGAAGUACUGAUCCAAUACAGUGAACUCCAUAUAUGACUGGAACGAUAUCUGUGGCUUUGUUUUGGAAGCCGAUAUCAGGGUUCUCCUUAUCGGCGGUAAUCUGUAAAAUUUACCGUUUCCACGACCACUGAUUACCGCCUGGAGAAGCCCAGAGUUUGUGUACAUUUGUUAAGAAAUAAUUAGUAAUACGGUGUGCAAAAAUCCUAUGAUUAAUCAAUCAAGCAUUGCUUAAAUUCUACAUUAUUUAGCAUCGAUACAGAUUGAAUACAGAAAUGUCCUACUGUAUAAACCCGAUCGAUGAAGAAAUUUUUUUGGCGGAAUGAUUAUAUUAUCAACCCAGCGUGCAUGGUCCUAGGGCUAGGGACUGAGUAAUUAAAUAGCUAAAAAUGUUUAUUUAAUUUAAGGCGUGUGUUUAGAAUAUAAUCUUUAGUAUUCUAUAAAAGUUUAAAUUUCCCUCAAGAUGCAGGAAAUGCCAUUUCAGAGACUCUAGAUUUCAAAAUUGUUCGUGGGUAUACCCCGGAACCCCUAGAGGCUUUUAGGUGCGACUUCACGCUUAUACCUGUUGAAAAACCUGUUUUACCUGUCCCACUCACAACUGUGGAGAACUCUGAAUAUGGCGGAAAUUGGAGCCCAUCUUGUAGGUAUUCCCCUUCCGCGAACUUUCACUAAAUUCAGUACAAAACACGGCAUUCAUAAUUUUUCAGCCUAUUGUUUGUUGAGGCUUUGCUAUGGCAAGUGGUCUUUCAGAAGUAAAUUUUAGAAACACGAGUGGAAAACAACUUCGGAUAAAAAACCGUUGGGAAACAUCAGCAACCUUUUGUUUUUCUAAGUCAUCUAUGAGGAUUAUUAACAGAACGUAGGAUACUAUGGACUUCAUGCAGUUGCAUCAACCCUACCUUGUCAUUUAGUUUUUACCUUGUAGAUAGGUUAUUUACCACUAAAAUGAGCAUUUACGUGCAAAAACUGAAAAACAUCGAUCCGAAAGCUUUACACGCGCGUUUUAAAGCCUGAUUCCACGGGCGCUGUCUUUGGCGAAAUGCGAAAAAUUUCGCGCGAAAUGAAUUAGAUGCAUGCGCAGUAAAGAGAAAUUAGGCAUCGCAAGAAAAACAUUCGCUUCACCAGUGAGUAUAAGUCAGUUCUACUCACUGCGAAAGCGGAAAAAGUGGGACAAUUCAAUAGAAUCGCUCAUGUGCAACUAUCUGUAUUUCGCAAUUUCUCACGAAGAAUUUCGCCGUCGUGGAAUCAUGCUUUUAGGGACUGGUCAUUAUUUAUUGGGGCACCGAAGAGAAAAGGGUUAGGUAAACAAAAUUUAUUGUCAUUUCCAAAGCGUGACUAUGGCAUGACUCACUCAAAUAUUGAAGUUUAGUGAUGCCAACAGCCAUAUGUCAAUACAAUAUGUAAAUCAAUCGGAGUCACUAUCUUGAUUAUUUUGCGAUUUGUCAGAGGCAAAUGGUGUCUCCAAAGAAUAUACAUGUACAGACAACAUGAAAUAUACACUGCAGAAAAUUGCACAACUUACGCGAGGGGAAAUCAGGUCUCAGGGUAGGUUGGACAAGACCACAUGGACUGACAUCAAAGUAUCGGAAUCAUUGAAAUCCUUUAUCUUUUUCAUAGCUCUUAUUCCAGAAGAUUUUUUUUCGAACUAUGAUCAAUAUGACUGUCCCAAGUUAAAAAUUGAUCAAUUUUGACACCAAGAGCUUUUGUAAACUGAACCUCUUUAAUUGGUUCAUCCCAAUAAAAACACGCGGUUGUUCUUCCAACGUGUUAAUAUUGUACCGUGAUCCAAUCAAAAGAUAUUCCGUUUUGUCUAGGUUAAAAAGCAUGUUAACUUUUAUCAACAAAUUUAUUCAUGUAUAAAUAUACAAAUAAACAUACACGGGUUUUUUUCACAAAACACCCACAUGAAACUAAUAAAUAUUUUUAGUGUUUGAAAUUAUGCUCAAGUAUCUGGAGACAAAGGAUUGGCAACGUUCUUUUUAUGACGUCAUUCCUAAACGCAAGGGAGUAUCGAUGGUAGGUAUGGAUAAUGAGGGAUGUGAAGAGCAAGUGGAUGAAAAUGUUGUAGAGUAGGGUGAAUAUUUAAUGCGUGCCCUUUGGGUACUAUAAAUGUGUGUAUGUACAUAAUGGAUAUUACGGCAUGCCAAUUCAUGGUGUCGACUGCGGGUCCAAAUGACCCCUUCUGCUUUGGGCUAAAAUUGCUGUUAAGGUGGCUCGCUACAGUUGUAAAGAAACAGCAGCGGAAACGUUUUCAGAAACAUUCACCGAAGGAAAAAAGUUAUUGCAUUACAAACCUUUCGCGUCAUUUCGUUACCAGUCCCAUGCUUAAACAACUGUAGGGAGCCACCUUAAAUCAUAACAUGUACCGGGUGUCCCAAAAAAAACUUGCGGUGUUUGAUUUGAUGUAAGACAAAAACUAUAAAAGCUAUUACACUCAAAUAAGUUUUAUUGUAUUGAGGAAAGGCUAACUUAGAUUUUGAUAUACAGCCCUAAAAAUUUCAUGUAAUAUUACGUGAGAUACAAACGUUUGAAUGUGGCGCAUGCUUUAAAAAUGAGUAAAAAAUCGAGAAACAUGGCUGACAAAUUUAUAUGAAAACAAAUUGCCAUUUUCCACAAAAAUUGACAAUUUCAGCAUUUCAACUCAACGUUCAUUUCUGGUAAUGUCCUAGUAUAAGUUAACCUUUCGUGUUUCUUGGGAAGCGAAAUAAGCAUGAAACAUAUAAAAACGUUUGAAAGCAUAUUUGACGUCCUUUGAGAGUUCGUCGUUCGCCUUUCGAAUAUGCCUCGAUUAACAAAAGAUCAAAGAGUUUGGGUUUUAUGGUUUCCCAUGCAAGACAUUGUAUACGUGAAAAAGGACAUACUUUCUAUGAUGAAUGAAUAAAUGUUUAUCCAACAAUUAUGUUUUUCAUUCGUUCUUUUGGCCACAAUAAAACUAUAUAAUCAACUUUAACCAAAUAAUAUUUGAUAGGCAAUUUUAUGCAAAUGUUUAACAUUGAUUGUCAAAUAUGCUUAUUCGAUUUAAAACAUCGAUAGCUCAGUAAAUAUGGCACGGAUAUUCAAAUGUUAUAUAUCAAAAUCAAAGUUAGCCCUUUCUGAAUACAAUAUAACUUAUUUGAGUGCAAUAGCUUUUAUAGUUUUUAUGUUACAUUAAAUCAAACAGCGCAAGUUUUUUGGGGGACACCCGGUAGUUGAGCAUGGGGGGAUAACGAUUAGUGCAUAUCCAAUUAUUCAAUAACUUUUAAAGUAUAUAGUUGAUGGACGACACUUUGCAGCAUACUGAAACUAAUUGUUCUUCAAGCAACUUUUUUGCGUACUCAAAUAGUCUAGUUGCGUCGAUUGAACAGUUGAAUACUUUGAUAUGCAUAUCUUAAAUCUUCCAGUGUCAGUUACAUGUUUUCCCCACCUAGAACGCGUCAUUUAGAUGCGCAGUUAUAUUACUGAUCAGCCCCUUGUGGCGUCUGCGUGAUCGCUUCUGUUAACCGCGAAACCGUACGAAAGACUGAACUAGCAUGUAACAGGGAAAUGAAUAUAACUGGAGUGUUACCUCCAACCGGAAAUUUGAAGCCAAACUUGAAGGCUAGUCCCAGUCCUUUCACUCAUGCGAAGAGUACGGUCAAUCCGUCAACAUGACUGAUGUCUUCUUAAAAACCGGCUUUACACAAAAAAGCUUUUUAACAGCGCUCAAAGCUUUCUGUAAAUGCAUUUAUUCAGGUAAAACUUCCUUUUCCUUAAUUUUUUUCUAAUAAUUGAUUAUUGAAGGAGCGUGCUCGCUCCCUGAAUUGAUUAUUGAAAGAGCGUGCUCGCUCCAUGAAUAGACCUUUCCCCUUUUAAGUGAAAUUUUGAUCUAGACUAGUCUGGACAAAAAUUUCAUCACAGCUUAGUAAUAUUCCAAAGUUUCGUUGCGAAAUGUUGUAAAAUACGGAUAAUAUAGCCUUGCGAAGUUUGCCGUUUUUCAGUCAUUUUAGAUUACAAACGGGAAAUUGAUAAUCAGUUUGAUCAUCUGAUUAUCAAUUUCCCAUUUGUAAUACAAAAUGACUGAAAAACGGCAAACUUCGCAAGGCUAUACUAACCGCAUUUUACAACAUUUCUCAACGAAACUUCGGAAUGUUACUAAUUUUGUGAUGCUUUUUCAAGCUGUGAUAAAAUUUUUGCCCAGGCUAGUCUAGAUCAAAAUUUCACUUAAAAGGGGAAAGGUCUAUUGAUUAUUGAAGGAGCGUGCUCGCUCCCUGAACUACUGGUCUCGCGAGAGAAUCGCGAGGCAUAAUCACGCGGAUCUUGCGUGUCUGGGGGGUCAGAUUUGGUUUUAAGAAAAAGAUAGACAGUUUAUGUGAAGGUAUAGCGUUCCAGUUAUAUUCGUUUCACUGGCAUGCAAUAUCCGUUAUAGUCCGAAGCUGCUGUGAAAAUUAAGCUCUGUAUAAAUCUGCGAAGUUUGCGUCAUCGCGAAGCUAUCGGAAAGGUUCUGUGUUGAUUAUAACAAUAAAACACAAUAUAAAAUACAUUAUUUUUGUAUACGAUUUACAAAACAAGAUUUAACACGGUAGAAAUGUUUUAAAGUGU
Paramuricea clavata is the source of this 8261-nucleotide messenger RNA. NCBI's taxonomy places the organism in Eukaryota, Metazoa, Cnidaria, Anthozoa, Malacalcyonacea, Plexauridae. The record is from the annotation of a GenBank genome assembly.